Messenger RNA from Musa acuminata subsp. malaccensis (wild Malaysian banana), 1037 nucleotides. RefSeq lists its product as uncharacterized. Lineage: Eukaryota; Viridiplantae; Streptophyta; Magnoliopsida; Zingiberales; Musaceae. The record is from RefSeq and is a predicted model, not a curated record.
UGAUACUAACAUUUUCUAUCUUCCAAACAUAACAACACUUAGAAAUCGGAUUUUUAUUAAGGAAAAGAGACCGUAUUAACAUCUAAUUCAUACAUUGAAACACCAGCAGAUAGGAGGAACUCCAAUAACGUUGACGAACGUUGUGCAGGGCAACAUUUGCUGCCACAAACCUAACGCCCUCCGCUUAACACUCGAGGCCAAGUCGUUACCACUGAUCGCGUCGUCAACAGCAUGCAUGCUUACCCGCUCUCCCCAAACUCCACCUCCGUCGUUGCCUGCGAUCCCACCAACGUGUCGUCCUCGCAUCGCUCUCGGCUUCCUUUAUAAACCCCCCACCACCGGUCCAUCUCUCAUUCGCCUUUCAGUGUUUGUUCUCUGGUAAACAAGGUGUCGGUUUCGGCAACUCGAGGCAAGGAAGAUGUCGAGCAGCCAGAUGUUCCAGUCCGGGAAAGCCCACGGCGAGGGCGAGGCGCAGGCUGGCCAGUGGACCCGGUCGGUCCAGGACGCCGCCAGCUCCGUCCGCGACAUGGCGUCGGACACAAUGCAGUCCGCCAAGGAGAGCCAGCAGCACGCCGCCGGCUUCCUGCAGCAGACUGGGGUACAAGUGAAGCAGAUGGCGCAGGACGCGGCGGGAGCCGUGAAGAACGCAGUGGGAAUGGGGAACGCCGACGCUGGAAGCGGCGGCGGCGGCGCCACCACCACCACCAGCACCAACACUAACCAGGCCCCUCAGGAUCUGCUGUUAUAGAGAGCUUUUGGUGGGCUGAUUUCUCCCGAUUGCUCGCCAAUAAAUGGAUGGCUAAGGGUUCGAGCCAUUCGAGUCCCAACAAGCAAGACGAUGUUUGGAUUCUUGUUCUCAUGUUUUGGGUUUCCUGGACUUUUGUUUAGGAUUCAAUAAAUGAUUUUACCGUGUUUUGUUUUGUGUUUUGGGUUCAUCGAUUAAUGUGGGAAUCGAGCUACUAUUAUGAAUAUGAUCACAUUUGUUUGUGGCUAAGAACAUGAAAUGUGAUUUGAGUCUUUAAAGGGACUGAUAUUGA